This is a messenger RNA of Castor canadensis (American beaver), 4268 nucleotides long. RefSeq names its product transcription termination factor 2 (gene Ttf2). The record is from RefSeq and is a predicted model, not a curated record. Gene Ontology annotation, molecular function: zinc ion binding; ATP binding; ATP-dependent activity, acting on DNA. Gene Ontology annotation, biological process: DNA repair. Gene Ontology annotation, cellular component: nucleus. Lineage: Eukaryota; Metazoa; Chordata; Mammalia; Rodentia; Castoridae.
GGACGGUAAUGGAAGUAGUUAGGUGUUCGGAGCACGGGACCAUCUGCUUUUUGAAGACCGGCGUCCGCGAUGGCCCGAAUAAAGGGAAGAGCUUCUACGUAUGCCGGACGGACACGUGCGGCUUCGUGCGGGCGGCCGACAUUCCUGUUUCUUAUUGUUUAUUUCAUGAGGACUUUGUGGUAGAGCUUCAGGGUUUGUUUCUACCACAGGGCAAGAAAGAAUACAGAUUGUUCUUCCGAUGUGCUAAAAGUAAGGCAGAGGGGAAACGCUGGUGUGGAAAUGUUCCAUGGCAGGAUCCCAAUUCUAAAGAACAUCCUGUUACCCAUAAUUCUCAACAUGCAUCCAAGCCAGUUCCUUGUCCUUCUAGUCAGCCUAGAAAUCCAUUCAAGGUGCUGAAUAAGAAUCAAAAACCAGCUCAAUGGAAACAGUUUGUCAAAGAGGAAGGCGAGGAAAAGAUAGCUGAUAAGGAGUCAAGGGAAGAGGGAAACCAGCUCUUGGUUGAAAAGAGAGAACAGAAGUCUGAGUCUAACUGCUGGGUAGAGAAAGAUCUCUCAUCUGGCCUGGUGACAAAGAAGGGACAAUCUGGAGUUGAGAAGAAGCAGGAGGAGAGCACACAGUUUCAGGGUGAUGCAAAAGAGACUGGAGGAGUUGCAUCCAAACAGCGCCAUGGGAAUGAACCAAGAGGAACAUCCACGCCUCAGAAGUCAGAUGGUCCGAGUCAGGAUAUACAAAACAGAUCAAAACCUCUCAGAGAAAAGGUGACCCAGCUUUUGCCUCAGAAUAUUCAUGGUCAGGACCCAGUAAGCCAGUCCCAGAAAGCAGGACACCUCGGCAAGGAGCACAUCAAGAACUGGAAGGCUAAAGAAGCAAAGGCCGAGAGAGUCCCGAGCACACAGACCUUCCAGGAAAGGCUGCCUCAGGGGCAUUUCCAGGCACCUCCAGAGACCCAUUGGCCAGCUCCUACGGGUCCUGUGCCAUCAGGGCAUUUCCUGGGAGAGGGGCGACCUCUGGGAUUGGGGCACCGAGCUUCUACCAGCAGUAGUGAGAGUGAGGAGGAGGAGGAUAGAACUUCCUCUGAGCCAGGAAGCCCCCUUCUCUUUGACUUGACCGAGGACUCACAGAAGGAGGAGAACCUUCAAUUUCCUGAUCAAAGUGUGAAAAGACGAGUGUCUGCCACCUCAGGCGUUCCCAAGAAGAUAGAGCCCUCUGAGCUAGCAGCCCAGCGGGUGCACCUCACAACACAGCUGAAAAAGAAGAAGAGCACACUGGCAUCGGUGAACAUCCAGGCUCUUCCAGACAAGGGUGAGAAGUUGAUCAGGCAAAUCCAGGAGUUGGAGGAAGCACUCGGUGCUCUUGCCCUCUCCCCAGACCAAGAAACUAAUGAGAAUAACAACACUGAAGAACGACAGCAGAAUAACUUCACAAAAACUACCAGUGACCCUCCCUUGUUGGUGCCUCCCCAACCCCUUCCGGGUCAUGAUGUCCAGCCUUUGGGCUCUCUAGGACUAAAGGCAGCCUGCCAGAUAACUGCUGGAGGCCCUACAAACCAAGAUCGCCUUCAUGCAGUGUGGAAAAUCACAAGUGAAGCCAUUGAUGAGCUGCAUCGAUCACUAGAGUCACGUCCUGGUGAGACAGCAGUGGCAGAAGACCCAGCUGGCUUGAAGGUUCCUUUGUUACUGCAUCAGAAGCAGGCAUUAGCCUGGUUACUAUGGCGGGAAAGUCAGAAGCCACAAGGAGGCAUUCUGGCGGAUGAUAUGGGUUUAGGAAAAACCCUGACGAUGAUUGCGCUCAUCCUGGCCAAGAAGAACGAGGAGAAAAGCAAAGCAAAGGACAAGAGCGUGGCUGUGACAUGGCUUUCCAAAGAUGAUUCCUCUGACUUUACUUCUCAUGGAACACUAAUUGUCUGCCCUGCUUCUCUGAUCCAUCAUUGGAAGAAAGAGGUAGAGAAACAUGUGAACAGCAGCAAGCUGAGAGUCUAUCUCUACCACGGGCCAAACCGGAGUCGACAUGCGAAAGUCCUUUCUACAUACGACAUCGUUAUUACUACUUACAGCCUUCUAGCCAAGGAGAUUCCCACAACGAGGCAGGAGGGAGAGGUCCCAGGAGCAAACCUCAAUGUGGAGGGUACCUCAACGCCUUUGCUUCAAAUAUUCUGGGCCCGAGUCAUAUUGGAUGAAGCUCACAAUGUGAAGAAUCCCCGAGUUCAGACAUCUGUUGCUGUGUGUAAGCUACGAGCCCACGCCCGCUGGGCUGUCACUGGCACCCCCAUUCAAAACAACCUGUUGGAUAUGUAUUCACUGCUGAAGUUUCUACGCUGUUCUCCAUUUGAUGAGUUUAAUCUUUGGAAAAGUCAAGUUGACAACGGGUCAAAGAAAGGAGGAGAACGCCUAAGCAUUUUAACCAAGAGCCUUUUGCUGAGGAGAACAAAAGACCAACUGGACUCCACUGGUAAACCCUUGGUGAUGCUGCCCCAGCGUAAAUUUCAACUGCACCGGUUAAGGCUUUCUGAAGAUGAAGAGACUGUUUACAGUGUCUUUUUCGCAAGAUCAAGGUCAGCUCUACAGUCCUAUCUAAAAAGACAUGAAAGUGAGGGCAACCAAUUUGGAAGAAGCCCUGAUAAUCCAUUCAGUAGAGUGGCACAGGAGUUCAGGUCCACUGGGAUUGAGCACUCUGCAGCUGCAGACGUCCAGAGGUCCAGCACUGUGCACAUACUGUCCCAGCUGCUGCGGCUCCGCCAGUGCUGCUGCCACCUUUCCUUACUGAAGUCGGCUAUGGAUCCCACAGAACUGAAGAACGAAGGUCUUGUCCUGUCACUGGAAGAACAGCUCAGUGCUUUGACUUUAUCAGAACUUUCCAACUCACAGACGUCCCCAGCUGUCUCCCUUAAUGGCAUGUGCUUCAAGGUGGAGCUCUUUGAAGACAUACGAGAGAGCACCAAGAUCUCAUCUCUGUUAGCAGAAUUGGAGGCAAUUCAAAGAAAUCCAGGGUCCCAAAAGAGUGUCAUUGUCUCCCAGUGGACCAGCAUGCUGAAAGUGGUAGCAAUGCACCUUAAGAAGCAUGGAUUGAGUUAUGCCACCAUUGAUGGCUCCGUCAAUCCCAAACAGAGGAUGGACUUGGUAGAAGCAUUUAACCACUCCAGGGGCCCUCAGGUUAUGCUAAUCUCUCUUUUGGCUGGAGGUGUUGGUCUAAACCUGACUGGAGGAAACCAUCUUUUUCUUCUGGACAUGCACUGGAACCCGUCACUUGAAGAUCAAGCCUGUGACCGAAUUUACCGAGUAGGGCAGCAGAAAAAUGUUGUCAUACACAGAUUUGUUUGUGAGGGAACAGUGGAAGAGAAGAUCUUGCAGCUCCAGGAAAAAAAGAAAGAUUUGGCCAAACAGGUUCUAUCAGGAUCUGGAGAAACUGUCACCAAGCUCACCUUGGCUGACCUCAAAGUCCUUUUUGGCAUCUAACCUCCUGUCUGUAGGAGGAGAACAGUGCCGUUGCUGGUUUGUAUUAGGAUCUGGGAAUGACAUACUGGCCAUGACCCUUGAGCUCUAAUAUCGCAUUUCACCUUCAAGCCUUAACACUCUCCUCUAAAUGCUGCAUUAUCUUAUCCCUAGAAUACCCACCUAGAAGGUGGGUAUCAUGUCAGCCAGUUGGUUAAUCAAUCAUGUCAUUCAAUCAGCUUGUUUAAUAAGCUGCAUAGAAACCAGUCAGUUAUUUCAGAUAAAAAAUGCCUUUAGGUGGUUCUGGAAGAACUCUUGCAGAAUUGUAUAUAUGCUUUAGUAGAGCUCAGAAAUCUCAGUUGCUGGGCACAGUGGCACAUACCUAGAAUCCCAGCACCCAGGAACAAAGGCAGUAUGAUCGUGAGUUGACAGCGUGGCUACAUAGUAAGAUGCUAUCUCAAAACAAAACAGAAAGAACCUGUGUUGCAUGUUUUUUUCCUCAGCCAACGGGAAAACCAGUGUUACUACCUUUUCUAACAGGGACUCCAUCCCAUCACUUCGUCUCUUCUUGCUACCAAGGCUGCUCCUGUCAGUAUCUCUGUGGGCUGAACAGAGUGGAUCCCCACAGCCAGCCAUCCCUCUGCAGCUGUCGCAGUUUAGGCCUUUCUCCUCUCAGGUCUAACGUCAAGGAGUUGCUUUACACAUGAACUGAUGUCAAGUACUGUAUCAUUGUUUCAUUCAGCCUCAUCACAUCAUUGCUUCAUUUAGUAGUGUAUCACUUAGCAUCAGCGUGACUGUGUCAUUUAUUUUUAUCACUGUCAUUUAGAAUUUAUAUCAUUU